Coturnix japonica (Japanese quail) is the source of this 6655-nucleotide messenger RNA. RefSeq names its product transmembrane channel like 3 (gene TMC3). The record is from RefSeq and is a predicted model, not a curated record. Gene Ontology annotation, molecular function: mechanosensitive monoatomic ion channel activity. Gene Ontology annotation, cellular component: plasma membrane. Lineage: Eukaryota; Metazoa; Chordata; Aves; Galliformes; Phasianidae.
CUGCUUGAAAAUGCAAAAUGGUCCUAUGUAUCAAAUGGGAGACUUCCUAUUACGCACAGCUGCCACUAUACAUCUUGCAGUAAAAGGUUGUCAUCCUGUUUUACAUCCACUUAAUGACAGUUGAAGUCUAAUCUAUAACUACUGUAAUAUUCAUUCAGAGUAAACAAACCCCAGUAUGUUUAAGGAUUCAGCAGAGCAUAUUGGUACAGGCAGCUGUAUGUUGUGGCUGCUGGACUGUCUGCUGAGUUGAGAAGCCAACCUAAAGCCCUGCUCCUGAUCUGAGUGAAUCCUUACUUCUUUAGAGAACAGCCAUUGCAAGGGUCAUGGGCCAUGGAGGAUGCCAACAACUUCAGAGAUAAGGUCCUGGAGCCUGCUUUCUAUUUUCUCUAAAUAAGCACUGUGCAUCCUCCCAUCAGAUGAGCUGAAUUCAUGAGUCUCUGGUUGCUCAUUGUGCUUUUAGUGUUUCGUAGUAACUUCACAUGACAUACGAGAUUCUAGCACUGGGACUAUUAGAGCCAUAUAAAUGUCAGGCUUAAAUUGUUGCACUGUUUUAAGAUUUUAGGCUUUCUUCUAAUAAAGGGAAAGUAAAUUAAUAUAUUUCCUGUUGGUGUGUUAAGAUAUGUCAGCUAAAUCGUGAAUGUUGGCAUUUUAAUGUUUUUGGUGCUAUACCAUCAUCACAGAAAAGGCCACUACUUUCUCUGUGACCUGUGUAAUCACAGGGACCUACCAAUGAUGUUAUAUUUUGCUCUCUGAUAUGGUUCCUUUGGAUGAAAACUAGUGCAUUUGGAAGCCCAGGGUCUGCUGGGAAGUAGGAACAGUGAGGCAGAGGCAGAAAAUGUUGAGUGUAACACAGUCAGUUAGCCCUGAUGGGACAGAUUUGUUAUAUGCUCUGCUCAUCUGGCCUGGAGUAGUAUUUCUGUAUGAUAUAGGGUGACAAAGAGCCAUCUAGAUGACAGGUUGCCACUUCUCAUUGCUUGAAAGUGAUGCAUCUAUAGGAAAAAAAUCAAUUUUCUAAAUGAGAGCAGUGAGUAGACGUAACUGGAAUAAGCAGCAAACUAAUGGACUUGAGCAGGCUGGCCUGAAUAGAGAGGCAUUUAUUCUCUUGAGCACAGCAGCAGAAUCAUGCCCCCAGGUUGGUGCUGCUGGCCACAAUGCAAAUAACUAACUACAAACAAGGAAAUAAUUUGGACUAACAUUUUAUUGCUUUUAAAUUAUAAGCCUGAAAGCAUAUCUUUCAGCAGGUCAAAACAGUGGUGAAGUGGGUGUGUUCGCAGCACUGUCUGAAUAUCAGAGCUUUACAGGGCUUUUCAGAUUGAGAAAAUUCUGGCAUUGUUCCCCUAUUUGUUUUUUCCAGAUGGAAAGAAGUGAUUAGCCCUUUAAUGGAGAUGCGAAUCGGGGCUGGUACACGCCCCUUUUGGCUGCUUGCUUUCACUUGAUGGAUGUUCUGACAUGGAGGAAGAACAUUAAGGUGUUUCUUCUGUCCUGUGGAUUUAAAACCAAACAGCAAAGUCCAUUCCAAAAGGUGGAGAAUUUAAGUAUAUGCAGAUAGAGCUGUGGCUCAUCAGGUUGACAGCCUUCAUUCUACAGAUUCACUAUGAAAAAUAAGAACAUGCAGCACAGAAAACGUAAAAUUAUUAUGGUCUGUCUUUCUUGGGAAGCUGAGUACUGGAGUCUCUGUUGUGUCUAAGGGCAGUUUGUACAGAAGAUGUUCAGAACACGGUUGGGAUCAACAAGGUCAAAUCAUGGAAAAUGCUAUAUAGUAAAUAGAAAAUGGCUAAGUGGUGUUUCCACCAGUGGCUUUUACUAUGUUAUGUGCCAUGUGCAUAUAACAAAAAGAAGGAAUGAAAGGAGUGGAGCAGAGUACAGCUGCCUGCUUUCACUGAAUUCUGGACAGGGCAUUUCCUUACUGUUCUGAAGCUGUUCUGCUUUGUCCCAGAUUUCUGGUGAGGCUUCAGACAAGAUACACCUGGACUCUGGUCAUUACAAGCCUCAUUCUUUAUGGUCUGAGUUACCUGCACGGUAAUAAGGCUUGUGACUACUGAGUCACUGCUGAGAUAUUGAAUAUACAUCGAAUACAACAGACAGAACCAUAACAAUGGAAAAGUAAGACUUCUCAGCAAGUGGCAGUAUUUGUGAUUAUCUCAAGGCAGAGGAAAAAAAGCAGCCUGUGCAAUUUAGCAGAGGGAACUUAAUGUUCUUUCUUGUAAGAGGCUGCAAAUAAAAGCAAGCUACAACUCACCGCUGAUUUAUGUAACUGAAAAUCUUGCUGCAUUGUGCACAGAGCUAUUAAGGGGAGCAAAUGGCAAGUUAGGAACAAAUGAACGCUCUGUAAACUCAAGCUUAAAGUAAAUGUUGGAAAUUAUUCAGUAAAUAAUGAAAUUGAGCAUACUUGAGGUGCACAGGUGUUGAGAAGUGAAUUUCUUGGUCACAUGAGCUUGUCUGUAGGGCUGGUAUUUUGACCCCUUCAAAAGAGAAGUCUUAAAUCCAGGUCAUGUUGAGAGGUGGCCCUGCAUGUUGUGUGGGGUCUGUCCUUCAGAAAAGAGCCUGAAGCCCUGCUGGAAACAUUUUCUCUGUUAUCAAAGACCAAAAUACAAACAAUUCUUGCUUCACAGCAGCAGAAACGCUUGCUCAAACAUGUGAAGCAAUGAUGUCAGUGGAAACAUCACCCAGAGUGGGCCAGCCCAGUGUUGUGGGAUGGCACUUGGAGGGAUCCCAUCACGUUACAAGGGAAACUUGGCUCUGUAUUAGGGACUGCAGCUGGCCUGCCCUUGGAUUCUGUUCCUGCCUUGCUCCUGGGAAGCUCCCUUUGAAGCAGCCUGGUGGGAGCUGCUGUGCACUGCCACUUUAAGGCAUGCAUGCACUUCCAGGCUCAGGUCCUGCCACUGCUGCAGCUCAGGGCGAGAUCUUCUGCUUCAGGGCUCCGGACUGCUCUCUGCUCUGUAACGCUUGGCUGCUUCUGAGACGCCUGGCCAGGGGCUCAAGGCUUCCUCCCAGCGUGGCAGAGUCCCACCUGGUGCUGGGGCAGCUGCCACCAUGGAAGCAGCACCGGGCGCUGCUGCUGCUGCAGCAAAACCUGCGAAGUCCUGCAAGAAGUAUCGGAUGGUGAAGCGACACGCCAACAUCUACACCUACCAGGAGCCACCCCACAGCAACUCAGAUGAGGAUAUCAGUGAAGAGAAGGCUGACAGCCAUGACCCAGAGCAGGUCUUCCAGAACAUCCAGUACCAGAAGGAGGUCAUGUCCAACAUCCGCUGCAGGCCGUGGCCGAUGAGGCAAAAGCUGCGGGCGCUCAGACAGGCAAAGGAGAUUGUGCUGAAGUACGAAGGGAGGCUCACUAGAACCAGAGGUUACCAGGCUGCUGGUGCGGAGCUUUGGAGGAAGUUUCUUCGAUUGGCAUAUAAUUUUGUGGUGCUCUUUAUUCCUUGGGAAAUGCGAAUUAAAAAAAUUGAGAGUCAUUUUGGGUCUGGAGUUGCUUCUUACUUCAUCUUCUUGAGAUGGUUAUUCGGAAUCAAUAUUGUACUUACCAUAAUGACAGGAGCAUUCGUAGUCUUACCAGAGCUACUGGCCGGCGCCCCAUUUGGCAGCACUGUCAGCAAAACCAUUCGUCAGGAGGACCUGAAAACUGCACAGGACCUGGAUACCAUCUGGUCACUCGGGGGCUACCUCCAGUACUCUGUUUUGUUUUAUGGCUACUAUGGCAGUGAUAGGAAGAUUGGGAAAGCAGGAUACCGGCUGCCUCUUGCCUACUUCCUGGUUGGCAUGGCAGUGUUUGCUUACAGCUUCAUCAUCCUCUUAAAAAAAAUGGCGAAGAACUCAAGAAUGAGUUUAGCAAGUGCUUCUGAUGAAAACUACACUUUCUGUUGGAGGCUGUUCUGUGCCUGGGAUUAUUUAAUAGGAAACCCUGAGGCUGCAGAGAGCAAAGCGGCUGCCAUAGUUAACAGCAUUCGGGAAGCUAUACUGGAAGAGCAGGAAAAGAAGAAAAGCAAAAACCUGGCAGUGACAAUCAGCUUAAGGAUUAUUGCAAACAUCCUCGUGCUUCUCUCACUCACUGGAAGUAUUUACAUCAUUUACUUUGUCGUGGAUCGAUCCCAAAAGUUAGAAAGCAAGAAGAGGGAAUUGACUCUGUGGGAAAAAAAUGAGGUGAGCGUAGUUGUGUCACUGAUUACCAUGAUUGCACCCUCUGCUUUUGAACUCGUGGCAGCUCUGGAGAUGUACCAUCCGAGGACCACACUUCGCUUUCAGCUUGCAAGAGUUCUUGUUCUCUAUCUGGGAAAUCUCUACAGUUUGAUCAUUGCUCUCCUGGAUAAAGUGAACAGUAUGAGUGUCACUGUUGACAGCAAUUCAAGUAAUUCUGCCCCCUCUUUUGCAACUGGAACUCCUCCUAAAGAAGACAAUUUAUCUGCAACUAUUUCUGAUGUGCAAAUGAAUAGCAACAAAUCUCACGCUCAAAGCUUGCCAACCCCUGAUUCGCUGGUUAACAACACAGCUUCCUCUAACACUGCCCAGAAUCAGUGCUGGGAGACCUACGUUGGUCAAGAGAUGCUAAAGCUGUCCAUCAUCGACAUGAUAUUCACAGUCGCGAGCAUCCUGCUAAUUGAUUUUUUCCGUGGACUGUGUGUCCGAUAUUUAAGUGAUUGUUGGUGCUGGGACUUAGAAAGCAAGUUUCCAGAAUAUGGUGAAUUCAAAAUUGCAGAGAAUGUACUGCAUUUGGUCUACAAUCAAGGAAUGAUCUGGAUGGGAGCCUUCUUUUCACCUUGUUUACCGGCAUUCAAUGUCCUCAAGCUGAUUGGUCUCAUGUACCUGAGGAGCUGGGCUGUGUUAACGUGUAACGUACCACAUCAACAGGUUUUCAGAGCCUCACGAUCCAAUAAUUUCUACUUGGCCAUGUUGCUGUUUAUGUUGUUUUUAUGCAUGUUACCAACAAUUUUUGCUAUUGCCCGAUACAAGCCAUCUCUUAACUGUGGGCCCUUCAGUGGACAAGAAAAAAUAUAUGAUAUUGUUUCUGAUACAAUUCAAAAUGAUUUUCCUGUUUGGUUCAACUCAGUGAUUACUUAUAUCAGCAGUCCUGUGGUGGUCCUCCCUGCACUCUUACUUUUAUUCAUGCUGAUCUAUUACCUACAAAGUAUUGCAAGAUCGCUGAAAUUCACCAACAAUCAGCUGAGAAUGAAGAUCCAAGCAGAAAGAACUGAAGAUAAGAAAAAGGUGGUUCAGAUGGCAGUAGCCAGAUUCCAGAGUCUGGAUGGGAGUGACAAAAGACCAGACCAAGAUGGUGGUCUUAUUAGCCAGGAGUCUUCUGUUCGGGCCUCAACCCCACGGAAGAAUGGCAGCGUCCUGAAUUUUGAAUCUCCUGUGAGCAAAGGCACCAGAAUACAAACCAUCUCCCAGUCUGUGCCCCACACCAUGCCCUCGACUGAUGUAGCAAGACCUGUCAACACAACUCCCACAUCUUCAGCUUCUUUAGUGCCAGCUCCCUCAGUAUCAAGCGUACAGAAACCAAGAAACGACCAUAGCACAAACAGGUAUCCAGGUGUUGUGCAUGGGAGUGCAAGUGAGCUCUGUAAAACAAAGCCCUACACACCAGUGACUUUCAAGAAGCGUAUUGAAGACGUUCACUCUGAGCCCCUCUUUAGAAAAAGCAUUCGGCAGGUAAAUCCAGAUGCUUUUGGAGCAGGGGCUCCUGUUUUUGUGGGACGCAGACCACAUGCUACCAGGUAUUUUGUUGUUAAUGAAAAUGAACCCCGCAAAAAAUCAGCCCGUGCUACAUCCAGACUCCAAAGGCAAUUCCGAAUAGAAGAGCCAGAAGAUAUUGUUGAGUUGUAUCCGUGCAAUGUCAGAAGAUACGUGGUUCAAACACCACAACGCGUGUAUUCUCCUCAUCCCAGUGAGGAUGAGGAAGACGAAGAGGAACUUGGGAGACGCUACAUGAAAAGAUCCCAUCGUCCUCGGUCACUGUCUGACCUUCGCCCAGCACCACGAUUUUACAUAGGGGAGCGUGCGGAUGGCCAUGUGCUUAUGAACAAAGAUGUAGCCAAAGGGCAUUACAAAUCUUGGGAUGAUGAUUUUGAGCUAGACCUGGACAGGCCUCCAUAUGCCUACAAGAAAGUGCACUUGAAAAAUGUUGAAGUUGAUCAGCACUAUCUUGAGCCACAUGUGAAACCUAAAACGAAGCAUGUGCUGGAGCAGUCUCUAACAGAAUCUGAUUCCGUUUCCAUUGAAUCGAGCAGUGAUCCGCAGAACAGCAGCAAUGACCAAUACAUCCAGGUCAUUCACAGCAAGGAAAAGUACCUGAAACCUGGGACAAAACUCCCCAAAAAGAAACCAAAAAACAGUACUGAACUGAACAUGUCUGAGCCUAAUGAGCUGGUAUGCUCAAAUGUCUGAGAUAGUGCCCCAACCUUUUUGUGUUUAGAACGUGUGUUCAUGCAGUCAUUGUACUUGCUGUUUGAAGUCUAUUAGAAUAACUACCGCAGUCAGCCAUUCAAGGUGGGAAAAGCAUAGUUAGUCCUGUGUUUUACUGUUAACUGUACCCUGCUUUGAUAUCAUUCCCAUUUAUUACAUGUUAUGCUGUUUAAAAAUGAAACAACAACAACAAAAAACUGUUGGAAAAUCAAAAGCAAUGUAUUUGGGGCACUUAAAUUAAACCUGUAUACAAGUA